Molecule: messenger RNA, 2312 nt
Organism: Physcomitrium patens
Lineage: Eukaryota; Viridiplantae; Streptophyta; Bryopsida; Funariales; Funariaceae
Molecular function (GO): RNA nuclease activity
Source: RefSeq, a predicted model, not a curated record
CUUCGCUUUUGUCUUUUCGGCUGCUCUAGAAUGCGCUCCAUGAAAAGGAUAGUGUGACUGUGCGUGUUGAGGUCGAUCCCUCACUCGCGAGAGUGGGGUUUAGCGAAGCGUUCACCAAGUUUUUUUAUUCUCGAUUGACGAGCAUCGACAGGAUUGCUCCUCUCCGAACCUUGCUUUCGUCUUUUUCGCAUUUUUAUUUCGAGGGUUUUUGAGACUUCGUGUAGGAGGAUAAGGCAUGAGGAUACGUUUUGAGAUUACGGGCCUUAGACUCCCGCUUCGCCAGCGUGAUAGAACCUUCCGGCAUUUCUGUGGACUUGGAAUGGAUGCAGCAAAUUGUGUGUCGCUUUCUGGGCUAGUUUAGUUAGAUACUCAUUUGCAAAUGGCUGCGAAUCACCUGGUUCAGUGAGUGGUUCUGCCAUAGGCAAUCAUGGGAAUUUGUGGGUUACAAGACAAGUGAUUUUAUUUCGCUCUUUCGAAGGGGAAUUUCAGAAUGAAAAGCUGAGGCAUUGGACUGGGGCUUAUGCUCUAAAUUUGAUUCAUGUUGCGAAUUGCUGUAUAAGCCGGACAGCGAGGAGCUAUGGCUACUCUCUGUAAUUCCAAUCUUGUAAGUUGCGCAGGAAAUCUUGCUGCUGGCAGUUCAUUGUCUGAGAUUUGUACUGGAAGAAGAAUAAGCUUGUCGUUUAUGUUCAUUGGGCGACCUCUAGAUUUGGGGCAGAAAUUAGACUUGACGAAAAGGAUAAGUGCUAGGCGGAAUUCCCGUAUCUUUAGUGUAUAUAAUCCUUCUGUCGUUGAGGAAAGCAAUCAAAGUGAGGACACUGAUGCAGACUUAAUCGAAGAAGCAGCAGAAGAAGAGAUUAGAAGAACUGUCGGAGUGUUUUGGGAUUUAGAUAACAAGCCGCCUAAGGGCGUAGCGCCUUACAAGGCGGCCAUUAGCCUCAGGGACCUAGCCAGCGAGUUUGGACUCGUGGUGGACAUGGUUGCAUACGCGAAUCACCACGCAUUCACAUACGUGCCGCAGUGGAUCCGAGAUGAGAGACAGGAGAGAAAAAGACUUAGCGUGUUGGAAGAGCAAGGCGCCGUGAAGCCGGAAGAGCCCUAUAUUUGUCAAUUUUGCGGUCGGAAAUGCCAAACGUAUUUGAAGUUGCUAAAGCAUUUCAAGCAGCUGCAUGAGAAAGAACGCACCAAAAGAAUGAACCACUUGAAGACUCUGAAAGGGAAGAGGCGGCAGAAAUUCAAGGCAAAGCUGGCUGAGAAAGAAGACAAAUACCAGGCUAUCGCUACGCAGCUCCUCGUGCCCAAGAAAGGUUACGGCUUAGCGACCGAACUUAAAAGGGCGGGUGUUUAUGUGAGAACUGUGGAGGACAAGCCUCAAGCAGCAGAUGAAGCUCUCAUCAAGCACAUGACUGAUUACAUUAACAAGGGACUAGAAACCCUAAUAUUAAUAUCAGACGACUCUGACUUCGUCGAUAUCCUGAGGUUCGCUAGCAGACGGAAUUUGCAAACAAUUGUGAUAGGUGACCUAAUGGUAUUAAGCAAGCAUGCGGACAUCUCAUUCUCGUGGGAUGAAGUAGCAUCUGGAAGAGCGCAAUUGGCAGCCGCAGAAGCGCAUAAAGAAUGGACCAACAAGGCUGCGUUAAUUAGGGAGCUUGAGGAUGAUUCUUACUUGUCUUCCGAGCAGGAGGAUUCUGAGUUCACGACGGUGCGAUCGAGAUUAAGAAUCUCAACCUUUUCCGAGGAGGAAUUCUUCGACUCGGACGACGACGUCGAUGAUGAUGAUGAAGCCUUUGACGACUAUUCCGAUGAUGAGGAAGAAUCCGCAUUUGAAGAUUUCUCUCCGUGGAGUAGACGAGCGGCAGGUGACAUCAAUAAGGUAUACUAGGGAAUUUCUCCAGGAAAUUUUCUCCAGGAGCUGCGACGCAGUCAAAUUAUUGGGAUGAUGUUAUGCCUCAGUUGCCAAAAUCUUGAUGACAUUGAAGAGAACUGGCAUAUUGCCUAAGACUGUUGUUCGGCACAUGACCGAUCUCGAUAACGGAAGACCAACUAAUCAAUUGCAUUGCAUCAAUGCGGUGAGAUAGUAUUUCCUCAGUAGAUGAGUGCAAACGCACAACGUGAAUGUGCCAUGCAUUUUAUGUUACACACUCAGACGUGAGAGAGGUCUGUCGAGUGUAUCGGUGUGAGGAGCAAAGUUGAAUGCAAACAUGAAUCUCUGGUUGCAUGAGGUUCAUGAUGUGAUGCGGGUAGUUUAGUUUAGUUCAGUUUUUUUUUUUAAUAAAUAAAAUGGAAAAAAGAGUAUGUUGAACUGUUGCGUGAAA